AUGGCUGGUUUGGAGUUGCUGUAUUCCAGUGUAGCAUCACAGAUUGUUUCCGCAAACGACGCAAUAGUGUGUUACCUUCACUGGUGUAUGAUUGACAAUGACUUCAAGUGUGUAGGAUAUGGAGAAAAUGUUCCCACCAAUGAAACUGAUGUGAAGAAAUCUGAGCUUCUGCCGAGAGAUUGGAACACAUCUCAAGACUGUUAUACCCUGCGGUAUCAACCAAAUAGUAACCAUGACAACUAUUUACUCAAAGCUAUACCGAUUGAUGGCACAUUGCUUGUACAUCUUAUGAGGCUGAAAGAUGAGAAAGUUUGUAAUCUUUCAAUUGACGUCAACAACUAUGUGAAUUCACAACAUCUUAAUAAUUAUGAGAGUGUUUUCAAAAAUUUGGAUGAGUUACAUGAAAAAUUCGAAACAGAAAUCAUAAGUGAUCUCAGAAAACAAGACUCAAAAACAUCAAAAGGAAGCUCCACUCUUAUAGAUGAGAGGUUGCCAGGCAACCAACAAGGAUACAGACCCUAUGCUAACGAUCCUUUAAGAGCAGGGCCACCUAGGAGGCCUCAUGCUGAAAGACAACCAGAAUGGGGUGAACCCAAUAAUCCAUUGGAUAUUGGGACAGGAGACCUGGAUCCAUUCCAUCCAGGUGGAACUGGAAUGUUCAUGGAUCCAAUGAGAGCCGGUUUUCCAAGAGGUGGAAUCCCAGAUCCUAGUGCUGGAAUACCAGGAAGACUUCCCAGGGGUGCCGUUCCUCCAGGAGCCAGAUUUGAUCCAUUUGGACCUCCAGGACAUGGACCAGACUCAGCCUACCGAUCUGGACCAGAUCCAGAUCACCUUCCUCCUCCUGGAUAUGAUGAUAUGUUUGGCUGAGCAAUAGGUGAUUUUCCGUUCAACUGCGAGAUCUCGGGAGAUGCAUGAAAGACGUACGUCGAACAACUGCCGCAAAAAACGAACGAUUUGAUUUUGAACUCAAAUUUCUUUAUUUCUAGCUCACAUCAACCGGCCGAUCUUCGACAGAGGAAUAUUGCUUUUGAAAACUCUCACGUAAUCAAAAUUGAUUAUCAUCAAAAUGUGUACAGCACAUUUUUAAGCAUGAAAAUGCCUCUUAAAAUAUUUUUGUGUUUGUCGUAUCCCACGCGAUGUUUGACGCAACUACUACGCUAUGACCUUUGUUUGUCCUGUUUUUAUGUUCGAUUUCACACACAACAUGUGAUUCUCGCAGUGAACGGAAAAUGGUCUAUUAAGUACGAGUCCCAAUACUAACUCAGUGUGGCCCAGUCAUAAUAUGUUGGAUGUCAUUUAGAUAGUUAAACUGGCUUGGGUAGGCAUUCAUAGAAUCAAGAUAUCUACUGGGUUCUGAAAUCACACAUUUGCUUGUCGUCAAACAGUUCCUGAUAUUUGUAAGAAUGGGAUAUAUUGUUUAAUUUAUGCAUUCAUUUACAACAUUCAAACGUCUUGUAAUUUUCAAAUGCAAAUGCACAGGUUUUAAAAUACAAUCCAGCUUUGUUUAGUGAUUAUAUGAAAUAUUUGCAGUACAGUCAAGUGGUAAAUGCAUAUUUGUUUAUAUUAUCAAGCAUAUAUAUAAUACA
Saccoglossus kowalevskii is the source of this 1586-nucleotide messenger RNA. RefSeq names its product proteasome inhibitor PI31 subunit-like. Lineage: Eukaryota; Metazoa; Hemichordata; Enteropneusta; Harrimaniidae. Gene Ontology annotation, biological process: proteasome-mediated ubiquitin-dependent protein catabolic process. Gene Ontology annotation, molecular function: endopeptidase inhibitor activity; proteasome binding. The record is from RefSeq and is a predicted model, not a curated record.